AUGAUGGAUGGGUUCAUAAAUACUAUUUGGGUAUACUGUUUCAUAUCAUAUUUGACAAUAUCUAACAUACUAAUUCAUGGUUGUGAAACAAAUUAUAUGAUCCAAAAAUUUUCCAAGUUUGGAGACGAACUAACACUAACUGAAAACGAUCGCAUAUUUAUCCAGAAGCUUCGGAGAUCCUCUUGGCAAAAAUGUCCCAAAUUAUCCCCUUAUUUCAAAUCUUAUAUCGCCCAAAAUUGGCAUAGAUUGUCUAGAAAGAUGCAGAUAACUAGCGCCAAAAUGUAUUUCUACCUCAAAAACUUUAUAUCAAAUGAAACUAUUACCUUUAACGCAUAUAUAGCCGUAUGUGCUGAAUGGGUUUUCUUUGUAUACCUGGCAUUGCGGAUAAUAACUGUUGGCAUAAUGAUGCCCAUAGAAGCGGUAGCUCGGUUUGCGUUCAUUUUUUCCUCCUUAUCAACAUAUUCUCCAGCUGCGAGCCGUUUUUCAACUUAA
Molecule: messenger RNA, 492 nt
Organism: Babesia microti strain RI
Lineage: Eukaryota; Apicomplexa; Aconoidasida; Piroplasmida; Babesiidae
Product: conserved Plasmodium protein, unknown function
Exons: 3
Coding region: 1-492 (163 amino acids)
Source: RefSeq, a predicted model, not a curated record